Molecule: messenger RNA, 791 nt
Organism: Dipodomys ordii (Ord's kangaroo rat)
Lineage: Eukaryota; Metazoa; Chordata; Mammalia; Rodentia; Heteromyidae
Gene: Cryab
Product: crystallin, alpha B
Exons: 4
Coding region: 453-782 (109 amino acids)
Biological process (GO): protein refolding; response to heat
Molecular function (GO): structural constituent of eye lens; protein folding chaperone
Source: RefSeq, a predicted model, not a curated record
GGCGCUGGCAGCAGGGAGAUGUAGACCUCAUUAACCUCUGUGUCCAAAUGUCGGCCUCCUCGAGGGGCCUCCAGAUUGAGGAUGCCAUCAUGGGAGAGGGCAGCUCGGACCCUCCAGGGGUCCACGUCAGCAGGCAGGACAUAGGUGCGGCAGAACUCUCUGGAGAUGAAGCCGUGGCGGUCUAGGCGCUGGGGAUGCCGGGCAGACACCUCCAGGAGGUUAUCCACAGUCCUUACGGUCACCUCAUCCGGGCUCAGUGAGUACUGGGUAUGUGUCACACUGCCAAAUCCCCAAUCACAAGUCUCCAUGAACUGGCGGUGAGCGGGGAUAAUAAAACCCCUGACAUCACCAUUCCAGAAGCUUCACAAGACUGUAUAAAUAAGAGGCGGGCUGUAGCUUGCCAUUGAAGGAGCUGACCAGCCAGCUGAAACCCUACAUUCACCUAAACCACCAUGGACAUCGCCAUCCACCACCCCUGGAUCCGCCGCCCUUUCUUUUCUUUCCACUCUCCCAGCCGCCUCUUCGACCAGUUCUUCGGGGAGCACCUGUUGGAAUCUGACCUCUUCCCAACUUCUACUUCCCUGAGCCCCUUCUACCUUCGGCCACCCUCCUUCCUGCGGACACCGAGCUGGAUCGACACUGGACUCUCAGAGAUGCGUAUGGAGAAGGACAGGUUCUCUGUCAACCUGGAUGUGAAGCACUUUUCUCCAGAGGAACUCAAGGUCAAGGUGCUGGGAGAUGUGAUUGAGGUGCAUGGCAAGCAUGAAGAGCGCCAGGUAUGAACACGCUUU